Molecule: messenger RNA, 2445 nt
Organism: Pieris rapae (cabbage white)
Lineage: Eukaryota; Metazoa; Arthropoda; Insecta; Lepidoptera; Pieridae
Gene: Cyp18a1
Product: cytochrome P450 18a1
Exons: 6
Coding region: 131-1759 (542 amino acids)
Biological process (GO): xenobiotic metabolic process
Cellular component (GO): intracellular membrane-bounded organelle; cytoplasm
Molecular function (GO): oxidoreductase activity, acting on paired donors, with incorporation or reduction of molecular oxygen, reduced flavin or flavoprotein as one donor, and incorporation of one atom of oxygen; iron ion binding; heme binding
Source: RefSeq, a predicted model, not a curated record
CGCCAGCGGCAUGCCAGUGCGCUUACGACGUUUGCACGCGCCAUACGAUUACCAAUAUUACCUACGUACUGUCGCGAUAGCAACGCGCACGAUAUUAUGUUCUGAUUUAUUCAAAAAAAAAUAAUUCAAAAUGUUAUCAAUCUUAUCAAACUCAAAAAUAUUAUGGGGUCUGUGGCAAGUGGUGACAUAUUGUACUUCGCGGACGACGCUGCCCCUACUGCUUGCGGCCGGCGCAGCUUUUCUGGUGAUGCAGGUGAUGAGCCUAGUGCGAGAGAGCCGAAAGCUUCCACCUGGACCGUGGGGUCCUCCUAUCGUGGGCUACCUUCCAUUUGUGGGAGUCCGUCACAAGACGUUCCUGGAGCUGGCUCGCUGCUAUGGAGCGCUAUUUUCCGCACGUCUUGGAAAUCAACUGACUGUAGUGCUAAGUGACUAUAAGCUGAUCAGAGAAGCCUUUCGUCGUGAAGAAUUUACUGGGCGGCCUAGUACGCCUCUUAUGCAUACUUUGGAUGGUCUCGGUAUUAUUAACAGUGAGGGUCGUCUCUGGAAAAAUCAACGGCGUUUCUUGCACGAAAAACUACGUGAAUUUGGCAUGACAUACAUGGGAAAUGGGAAAAGAAUUAUGGAGGAAAGAAUUAAGACUGAAGUGCAAGAGCUCAUGAUUAACCUACACUGCGCUGAUGGAGUACCAAUAGACGCAAAUCCGUUAUUAGCUUUGGGCGUAUCAAACGUGAUCUGUGGCAUAACUAUGUCGGUGCGAUUCAGCCAUGGUGACGCACGAUUCGCGAGGCUUAACCAUCUAAUUGACGAAGGCAUGAGAUUGUUCGGCGAAAUUCACUAUGGAGAAUACGUCCCAUUAUAUAAUUAUCUACCCGGAAAGGCUCAAGUCCAAGAAAAGGUGGCGAAGAAUCGUGAAGAAAUGUUUGAAUUUUACCAAACAUUGAUAGAUGAGCAUCGCAGCACUCUUGAUAUCAACAAGGCGCGGGAUCUUAUCGAUGUUUAUCUCAUUGAAAUUGAAAAGGCUAAAAUUGAAGGUCGCGAAGGAGAACUAUUCGAGGGAAGAGAUCACGAAUUGCAGCUGAAACAGAUUCUCGGCGAUCUUUUCUCUGCUGGAAUGGAAACCAUUAAGUCAUCUCUGCUGUGGAUGAUUGUGUUUAUGAUACGAAAUCCCGAUGUGAAAAGGAAAGUUCACGAAGAACUCGACUCAAUCAUAGGCCGCGACCGCCUGCCCACUAUCGAGGAUAUGUCCAGUCUUGUUUAUACGGAAUCCGCUAUUUUAGAGACUUUGCGAAUGUCAAGCAUCGUGCCCUUGGCCACUACCCACUCUCCAACUAAGGACGUCAACCUCAACGGCUACAGAAUUCCAGCAGGUUCUCAAGUGGUACCUCUCAUCAAUUGCGUACACAUGGACCCCAAUCUUUGGGACGAGCCGAACAAGUUCAACCCAAGUAGAUUCAUUGAUGACGGUGGCAAAAUCAAACGCCCUGAAUACUUUAUGCCCUUCGGUGUAGGACGACGCAUGUGCUUGGGUGACGUCCUCGCCAGGAUGGAAAUGUUCAUGUUCUUCGCGAGCAUGAUGCACCAAUUCGAUGUGAAAAUGGAGCCUGGGGACGCACUUCCUUCACUGGAGGGCACGGUGGGUGCGACGAUCUCGCCUCAAGCUUUCCGCGUAAAGUUUAUUCCGCGCACACUGCCUGCGCCCGCGGCGCCGGUCGUGAGCUUUCCCGACCAUCCGCAUCUACGCCAUGUCGGCUCGCACUAAGCGAUUUCUUGUUAUUCCGACACACACCCACCAGUAUUCAAGAUCACUCGUUUUAGAGCGAUUCGAUGACAAAUAUAAUUAAGAUUAAGAUAAGUGACGUCAUCGCUCCGGCGAUGGUCCAGGCUGUGCAUAAAGUGUUCAAUUAAAUGUUAAAACGAACUUUAAUUUAGUUAAACUGAAAUUUCCCAUCGGUGAUUAUUAUUCAUUUGUUACAACAGUAUUAUUUAUAGUUGUCCGAUCUGUAAGAUCGUUGCCGAUCGUUUUCAUGAAAUUGAUAGGUUUCAGUUCAGUUUUAAGAUCUAGUUUUUUAUACCAAAUUAUCAUUUUAUAGUAGGUUAUUUAUUAAUUGUGUUGAAUGUUGAGAGUGAUCUCAUGUUAUGUGUGAAUCGAUUAGUGUCUAUUUAGGAUUGUAAUGCAUACAUUUCUAGUUUAUAACGUACCUAUCAUGAGUAAUAUACUUAGUAACAUUCCAUGGUAGCGUAGAACCAGCAACUAGUCUAAGAGCGGUAAAUUGUCGCUAUAGGUUUAUUAUUUUCAUUAUACAGUUGUCAAACAGUUUUUACAAAGCGCCUACAAGGGCGUAAUCCAACACUUACGUUAAACUACCAUUGUAUCGCUUUGUAGAUAUUGCUAUAUUUUUAAAGUGUUUACAAUUGAUAAAUAAAUAAAAUUACAAGAUUCUUAAA